AUUUAAACCUGCACAUAAUUAAUAAAUUGAAAUUCAAAAUUAAUUUUUUUUUACAAAGCUUAAAGAACUUAACUUCCAUUUCUAUCUUAAGGAUGGUUUGGAUUUAUAUCAUUGGUUGAUAGUUUUACUUAUUCAUUGGGAUGGUUUGCUCGUUUCGAAGGUGUGUUAAAAUAGUUACUGCGCUUAUUGUCACUCAAGUUAUUUUAUCAAUAAAAAACUGGAUUGAAAUGAGAGAUGUUCGUUUACGAGAUGAAAUCAUUAUUAAGGGGCGUGUUGAAAAACCAGAUGAAUACCCGUUUCAAGAUCCACCAAGCUUCCAUGACGAGAACUGUAACGAAAAAAAGAAAAAUAUUCUAUUUCUAAAAACUCAUAAAACCGCAAGUAGUACCGUUACAAGUAUAUUUAACAGAUUUGCAGACAUCAAUAACUUAUCAAUAGCAAUACCGUUAUAUAACAACAUGUUUCGUUGGCCCUAUUCUUUUAGUAAAAAUUCUGUUGACUUCUUAAGGCUGAGAUUAAAGUCUGCAAAUAUAUUAUGUAAUCAUGCUGUUUACGACAGGAACGAGUUCUUUAAAGUAAUGAUAACUCCUUUUAAAACGGUUACAAUAUUACGUGAACCGGUUUUACAGUUUUAUUCAGCAUUUUAUUACGGCAAUUUUACAAAAUCAUUCGAAUUGCAACAGUAUCGUGAUCCAGUUGAACAAUAUAUUAAAAAUCCAAGAAAAUAUUAUCGUUACUUUCGAAAAAUUGGGUCUUUACAUUUUCUAUUACAAAAUAGCCAAUCAUUUGAUUUAAACUUUCCAAGAUUUUCCAAGAGGUUAUAUAACAACACGUUUACGGAUUUUUUGAAUUAUCUGAAUAAGUCUCUUGAUUUUGUAAUGAUAUCAGAGUACUUUGAUGAGGCAGCAAUUAUGUUAAAAGAUAUGCUAUGCUGGAGCUACAUGGAUAUUGUUUAUACAAAGAAAAUGAUAAGCGUUGAUUUGAAUUAUAAAACUACAACUCCUUCUAUAAACGCAACCACAUUGAUAAGAUCAUGGAACUCUUUGGAUGUCAAGCUUUACGAUUUUUUUUUGAAAAAAUUUUUAUCAAUAAAAAAGACAUAUAAUGAUAAAAUAUUUUCUAAAAAACUUUUAAAUUACAAAAAACUAAAUAAAUUAGUGACUGAAUUUUGUCAAAUAGUCAAAUCAGAAGACCAGAAAUCUGAAGACCAGAUAGUUAAAAAACAAUUAUAUGAACAGUUAAAUAAGACACAAUCAGACGAGAAUUCAAUAAAAAAACAAUCAGAUGGCCAAAUAAUUGAAAAUCAAACAGAUGACCAAUUAGUUGAAGAGCAAUCAGAUGAUCAAUCUAUUGAAUAUCAAUCAAAUAAGAGAUCAGUUAAAAAGCAAAACGAAAUUACGGCGUUUCUUUACGAAAUAGGAGAGGAACCUCCUUUAGUUUUUCUGCAUCAACCAAAAUGUUUUUGUAACAAAAUCUCAAGAAGCGAAAUUGAAUACCUCCGAUAUUUUGAAAACAAGUUUCCACAGUACUAUUACGCAAAAAAAAAGCCACAUGAAAACGCGUUUUAUGAUUGUUGACCUUUAGGCUUAGACACUGGGCGCCAGUUAAAAAGAUUUAAUAAGUCAUAAAAGUUAACUUUUGUACCCUUUAUAUAUAAUUUAUUAAAUCUUUUCCUUUUAACUAAUAAAUGAGUGUGUUUACUAUUUAUUUAGUUAAAUAGAUAUUAUUCUCAAUGGAACAAACACUUGUUCCAUUAAAAACACAAAGCCAUUAUUUAAACU
This is a messenger RNA of Hydra vulgaris (swiftwater hydra), 1781 nucleotides long. RefSeq names its product galactose-3-O-sulfotransferase 4. Gene Ontology annotation, cellular component: membrane. Gene Ontology annotation, biological process: glycolipid biosynthetic process. Gene Ontology annotation, molecular function: galactosylceramide sulfotransferase activity. The record is from RefSeq and is a predicted model, not a curated record. Lineage: Eukaryota; Metazoa; Cnidaria; Hydrozoa; Anthoathecata; Hydridae.